AUGUACUGCCAGAUCGCCCAGCACAAGCGCAGUCUCAGGCUCGAGAUUUUGGUUCGCAUGGGCUUUCUGGGCCGGCGCUUCACCUGGCCCGACGUCGGCCGCGGGCUCGAUCGCAGGCAUUGCUAUGCCGGCGUCGGCGGCGCCGCCUGGGUGCUCGAGGCGUUCCACGAGGUCAGUGGGGUCAUCGCAAAUGUCAUGCGUAGCCGCGUAGUGCUGGGCUUUCUUCCAAUGCAGCUGCAGUCGCUCUUUGCGUCAGGACUCGAGGUAUUGGCGGCGCCUGCGUAUCGGUCGUUGCUUGAGCAGGUCGGGCGCACUGCCGCUGCGAUGCGCAGGAGCGACCAGAAGGCUUUUGAUUUGGUUCGGCCGUCGCAGCUUUUCAUGGAAAGCAUCGCGCUUGGAUGCCACCCCAGGAUGGUGCACAUGUUACUGCGGCUGUAUCGUCUCCCGCGACGCUUGAAGGAAUCUGGCGUCCACUCGGAACCGUUCCAGGUCGACCAGGGCAUAUUGGCAGGGUGCGCGCAUGCUGUUUGCCUGCUGGAGUUGCUGACCCUGCGGGCGAGACUACGGCUGCGAGAAGUCCAUGGUAACGUGGUGCCUCGGGGGAUUGUGGGUGCUGUUUCUGUGCAGUACGCUGGUGCUGAUUCUCAUGGGGUUAAGGCCUUGCGGUUGACCGUGGAGCUGUUCCAGGAAGAUUCACGCAUUCUGGGGUCCUGCUUCAAUGCCAAGAAGUCUGGCAUUGUCGUGGGCGCGCAGCCCACGAAACGGCUUGCCAAGGGCUCAAGUAUCGGUUGCACGCACCAGAUGCAGUCAACCGGUUGCAGGUGCAGAGGCUGGCGCAUCACUGGCCCGUCCAUGAGUCUACCCACGAUGUUUGGGAACGGGCCCUACGACUUAGUCAUGCCCGCGGCGGUCACGGCCUUGAAAGGCCGCAGCACCCCCGCGGCGGAGGUGGCCUCGUGCGCAGCAGCAGCCGGCCCUCCCCCGCGCGCGCACGCCGCGGAGGACCUCAACGACGCGCUCCUGGACUUUUUCGUGAAGCUUGGGCAGGCGCUCGUGCCCGCCGGCGGUGGCGGCCCCAAGAGCGUGAGCACCCCGCCGCGCUGCGGCCUGGCGUAUCUCGGGUCGCUGUUCUACUCGCAGCUCCGCAAGGGCGAUGUGCAGGACGGCAGGGAGGGCCACACCAACGUCGCGAACUGGGCGCGGCGGCGCCUCGGCAAGGGCGGCCUGUUCGACGAGGGCAUCGGGGCUUUGGCGCUGCCGAUCAACGAGACGCUGCGAGAGGGCAAGGGCGGCUUCUACUCCGCGGAGAAGCACUGGUGGCUGGCGCUGCUGAUCAACCCCAGGGGGGCGGGCGCCGGCGCAGAGGCCGAGGGCAUCUCCUUGGUCCCGAUGGACUCGUUCAUGCGCAUGGACUGGGCCUACGAGCCGCCCGUGCGGGCGCUGCAGGACGGCGAGGCCGAGGCGUAUCCGGUGGAGGUCAAGGGCUUCACCCGCGAGGGCUUCAUGGCCCGCGUCCGCUUCCGCGCCUCCGGCGACGGCUCCCGCGGAGCGCCGCGGGCUCCUCCUUCGAAGUCCUUGCUGCUGAUGGCGGGGCAGGAGUUCUCGGUGAAGAG
Molecule: messenger RNA, 1613 nt
Organism: Prorocentrum cordatum
Lineage: Eukaryota; Dinophyceae; Prorocentrales; Prorocentraceae
Source: the annotation of a GenBank genome assembly